Trypanosoma theileri is the source of this 867-nucleotide messenger RNA. RefSeq lists its product as uncharacterized. Lineage: Eukaryota; Euglenozoa; Kinetoplastea; Trypanosomatida; Trypanosomatidae. The coding region runs from base 1 to 867 and encodes 288 amino acids. The record is from RefSeq and is a predicted model, not a curated record. The transcript has a single exon.
AUGAUGAUGAUGAUGCGCCGUGUGAUGUCUGUGUUGGCCGUUGUGCUGUGCUGCACCUGCGGGUAUACCAUGACGGCUGCUGCUACUACUGAACACACAGAGGGGGUAAUGAGUAAAGCUAUCAAGAGUAGUAGUAGUAGUGGUGGUGUUUUUUCAACUGUUACAGGGUAUCACCCUGCUGUGGAUGAUCACCACAAAAUAAUUAACCUUUCGAAGCCAUCCACCAAGAGUUAUCCCAAAGUAAACCAAGAGACGGCGCCCGGAACGCCUGAGGGUGUAAAUAUAGAAAUCCAACAAGGCCGUCAACACGGAGUCGGAGGUGAGGCAGAAGCCACGCAUCCGGUGAAUGAGGUAUCACCUGAUGUUGCCGUCACGAAUCCAGAACAAGAUAAAUCGCAAGAAUCGGCUACCUUGGAUCAGGAAAGUAGAGUAUCGCAAUUGGGUGCAUCAGAAGAUGUUCGUACUACAGGACAGAAACCAGAUACUGGUGCCACGACAACGCAAAGCCAAUCUCCGGGGUCUAAUGGUACUGCUGAAAGUGAUCAAGGAGCACAGAGCAACACAGCUGAUAACACUACACCUGGCGACUCUGCACUUACCCAGCAACCAUCUCCUCCAGCUGUAGAUACGACUGUCACUUCAGACUCACACGAAACCACUUCCACUACUACGCCGAGCACCGAGAACACUACCACUGAAGCACCAACGACCACAACAUCAUCUCCUGUACCCAACGCAGAGAUCAGCAACAUCGCUUCCACUGUACAGAACAAGGGUAAUGCUGACAGCAGUAUCAGUCCUGUGUGGAUGCACACUGCAGCACCGCUGUUGAUUGUGGCUGUGUUGUUCUCUGCCACUGUGUACUGA